Lathyrus sativus (Indian pea) is the source of this 1104-nucleotide messenger RNA. The record is from the annotation of a GenBank genome assembly. NCBI's taxonomy places the organism in Eukaryota, Viridiplantae, Streptophyta, Magnoliopsida, Fabales, Fabaceae.
AUGUUGUGUUGCGGAGGUGCAGAAGAAGAGACCAGCGGCCCGCCUGCAAACCAAUACACUGCACCGUCAAGAGGGGGUAACAACGCGUAUGGUGGAGGUGGAGGCAAUGAUAGAGGAGAGCCAAGGAGCAAUAUUACCAAGAGUGGUGGUCCGCAGAAAGUAUUACCGAUUGAGAUACCUUCAAUAACAUUGGAUGAGUUAAAUAGGUUAACAGGAAACUUUGGUUCCAAGGCUUUCAUUGGUGAAGGUUCCUAUGGUAGGGUUUACUAUGCAAAAAUGAGUAAUGGUACUGAAGCUGCAAUUAAAAAGCUAGAUACCAGUUCUUCGCCUGAUCCCGAAUCGGAUUUUGCUGCUCAGCUAUCGGUUGUUUCAAGACUAAAGCAUGACAAUUUUGUGGAGUUGACUGGAUAUUGUUUAGAAGCAGACAACAGAAUUUUGGUUUAUCAAUAUGCAAGUUUGGGUUCUUUGCAUGAUGUAUUACACGGAAGGAAGGGUGUACAAGGUGCUGAACCCGGCCCAGUUUUAAGCUGGAACCAAAGAGCAAGAAUUGCAUUUGGUGCAGCGAAAGGCCUAGAAUUUCUUCAUGAAAAAGUUCAGCCUUCUAUAGUUCAUCGCGAUGUUCGAUCCAGUAAUGUGUUGCUGUUCAAUGAUUACGAAGCCAAGAUUGCUGAUUUCAGCUUGACGAAUCAGUCUUCAGACACCGCAGCUCGGCUACAUUCUACAAGAGUCUUGGGAACAUUUGGCUAUCAUGCUCCAGAGUAUGCCAUGACAGGGCAAAUAACACAAAAAAGUGAUGUGUAUAGUUUUGGAGUUGUGCUUUUAGAGCUCUUGACCGGAAGAAAGCCGGUAGACCAUACAAUGCCUAAAGGGCAACAAAGUCUUGUGACUUGGGCAACUCCAAGGUUGAGUGAGGACAAAGUGAAACAAUGUGUGGAUCCUAAGCUAAACAAUGACUACCCUCCAAAGGCAAUUGCUAAGUUGGCAGCUGUAGCAGCACUGUGUGUUCAGUAUGAAGCUGAUUUUCGGCCAAACAUGACAAUUGUUGUCAAAGCUCUUCAGCCACUUCUCAAUGCAAAACCACCUGGUCCAGACGCUAAUGCUUGA